AAAACGUAGCUGGACCCUCAUGACUCCCGGCGUGUGGCUGAUACAGUUACCUGCAGGACAGUGAACCACUGAGGCUGCAUUUGUUACUUGAACAUUAAGAGACUAGAAGUUCGGUCGUUCACUGUGCUGGCUGGAUUUGCUUGUGUUUGUUCUUAGCCACUGCUCAUGUAAUGCACUCCCUUAACCAGGAAAUUAAGGCAUUCUCCCGGAAUAAUCUCAGGAAGCAAUGCACCAGGGUGACAACGCUAACUGGAAAGAAAAUUAUAGAAACAUGGAAAGAUGCCAGAAUUCAUGUUGUGGAAGAAGUAGAGCCGAGCAGUGGGGAAGGAUGUGGUUAUGUGCAGGACCUUAGCUUGGACCUGCAAGUUGGUGUUAUUAAGCCAUGGUUGCUCCUGGGGUCACAAGAUGCUGCUCAUGAUCUGGAUACACUGAAAAAGCACAAGGUGACUCAUAUUCUCAAUGUUGCAUAUGGAGUUGAAAAUGCUUUCCUCAGUGACUUUGUAUAUAAGAGUAUUUCUAUAUUGGAUCUACCUGAGACCAAUAUCCUGUCUUAUUUUCCAGAAUGUUUUGAAUUUAUCGAACAAGCAAAAAUGAAGGAUGGAGUGGUUCUUGUUCACUGUAAUGCAGGAGUUUCCAGGGCUGCUGCAAUUAUAAUAGGCUUCCUAAUGAAUUCUGAAGAAAUCUCAUUUACCAGUGCUUUUUCUUUGGUGAAAAAUGCAAGACCUUCCAUAUGUCCAAAUGCUGGUUUUGUGGAGCAGCUUCGUACAUAUCAAGAGGGCAAAGAAAGCAAUAAGUGUGAUAAAAUACAGGAAUUAGAAGAAACAACAGUGCCUGAGUUACAUUCUAGCUGAUGAUGGACAACUGUAAUUUCUGAGUUGGUCUCUAGAGCCACCUUUCCCCUUUUUGAGAGUAAACUAGUAGAAACUUCCUUUUCUCAUGUUUUUUUUCAAGUGGAAAUAGAGGUCAAUUGAUUGUCCUAAGUUAGGGUAUAAAUAAAUUUUUUAAAUUCUAUCAUGUUUUCUUUAGUAUUAUAAUGUGUGAUUAAAUGCUGCUUUGAUUUGCUAAGGGAAACUAACAAUGUAUUACCAAUAAUUCAUUUCUGUAGAAAGAAAAGGUUUAAAUUUAAAAUUUAUAUUAAAGCAUGAAAGAUUAAAUUAGUUGAUUAAAACUUUUGGUAGUUUUCUAUUCCAGCAACUGUUUCCAUGAAGGAAAAAACUUGAAGUGCUACUUGACUUACUAUUUCAGAGGGAGGUAAAUUUCUUUGUGAAGAAUUUAAGAUUAAAAAACAAUACCUUAAACCUCCCAAAAGAGGUAACCAAAAUCUGAAGGUUUACACAAUAUUUAUGUAGUAGUUACGAUAUUCACAAGAUUUUUAUGUCCUUUUAUGAAAAUGUACCCACUUUUCAUUUUGAUUCUUUAAUUUAACUGUAUUCCCUGUGUUUAUUUUUAAAGUUUUUUGUAUAGCUAUUUUCUCUUACUUUAUUGUGAGCUUAUGGUUCUUUUAUUAGGUGAUUAGUCUCUUACAUUGUAUGCUUUUUAUUCUGGAUCCCUAGCAUUCUAUUUUUGGGUCUGACAUCAUAAUUUUCUGAUCUCCUUGGAUCUGUGGGAAAGUGUUUUAUACUAAAAAAUCAUUUUUAAAAUGUGGUUUGAUUAAUGAUCUGUUUUCUAGUUCAGUAUUCUACUAGGGAACAUAUUUUUAAGGAAAGAACAGUUAUGGUUUUGUAAGAAAUUUUACAUACAUUUUUAAAAAGCCCAAAAUCAUUUACAAUUUUAUUUCUGGCCAGAGGCUUUGAUUAGUUUUUUUUUUUUUU
This is a messenger RNA of Mesoplodon densirostris (Blainville's beaked whale), 1811 nucleotides long. It is a transcript of the gene DUSP19, whose product is annotated as dual specificity phosphatase 19. The coding region runs from base 171 to 851 and encodes 226 amino acids. The transcript is spliced from 4 exons. Gene Ontology annotation, biological process: regulation of MAP kinase activity; protein dephosphorylation. NCBI's taxonomy places the organism in Eukaryota, Metazoa, Chordata, Mammalia, Artiodactyla, Ziphiidae. Gene Ontology annotation, molecular function: JUN kinase phosphatase activity. Gene Ontology annotation, cellular component: cytoplasm. The record is from RefSeq and is a predicted model, not a curated record.